Mucor mucedo is the source of this 1785-nucleotide messenger RNA. RefSeq lists its product as uncharacterized. Gene Ontology annotation, molecular function: histone binding; zinc ion binding; DNA binding. Gene Ontology annotation, biological process: positive regulation of DNA-templated transcription. Bases 1 to 1785 code for a protein of 594 amino acids. Gene Ontology annotation, cellular component: SWI/SNF complex. The transcript has 3 exons. Lineage: Eukaryota; Fungi; Mucoromycota; Mucoromycetes; Mucorales; Mucoraceae. The record is from RefSeq and is a predicted model, not a curated record.
AUGCAAAAACCUGUUGAUUCACACUCCUUCAAAGAACCUACUGCCGUUGCAUCUAAUGAGCAGCAAUCCCAGUUCGAAAUAGCUGCACCACCCGUGCCAGUACUUGAUCGAGAUCAUCAACCAGUAGUACGGGUUAGAGAUAUUGAAGCAGAAAAACCUCAAGUAGGCAGUCGUCAACGAAAAAACGAAUUUGAACCUUAUUUGAAUGGUGAAAUCACAAAUAUAUCUCAAUACACUGCCGCACAUGUAGAGUAUCCUAGGAGACCAACGAAAAUACAGAAAUUUAACGAUAAUAACGAUGAAAAAGCCGUCAAUAUUCCUUCUUUAAUCAAAGCAAUGCCUUACAGCUAUGAUGAAAUCGAUUUACCAGAGUGGUUUAAUUACGAUUUGAUACAUGAUCUUGAGAGAUUAGCUUUACCGGAAUUCUUUACGGGUGAUAAUCCAGUAUUAACCCCAGACAGUUACAAAAUGUACAGAGAUUAUAUGAUGAUGACGUACAAAUCCAAUCCUGAUUAUUACUUGACUAUAUCUGCCUGUAAAGCCAAACUGGAUGUAGAUUUAGUGACUUUAGUGAGGGUGCACAGCUUCUUGGAAAGCUACAACUUGAUUAAUUCCAGACCAGACCCUCGUAGGAGAAUAUUCGACCCUUAUAUUGAUAGUGAUCCUUCAGCACAAAUCAAGCCAGGAUCGCAAAGGAAUUUUAAAGAUAUUGAAGGUGCAGAUAUUGACUACCUUCGCAAGCUCAUCUACGAUGAAACACAAGUGGCACCUAUUCGUUCAGCCUGGGACCUGUCUGUUGAAGACCCUAACAACCCUGAUGGCCGCAAGAUAUUCCACUGUUCCAAUUGCCAAGUAGAUUGCAGCGAAAUUCGAUAUCAGUCCUUGAAAUGCAAAAAUUUUCAAGUGUGCAUCGAUUGCUUCCUAGAGGGCCGAUUUCCUGCCACAUUGUUUAGUGGUGAUUUUUUGCGCAUGGAAGGCGGAGAUGAUUUGGAAAUGGAAGAGGAAUGGACAGACGAUGAAAUAUUACAUUUACUGGAAGGCGUAGAACGUUUUGAAGACGAUUGGUUAUUGAUAUCUGAACAUGUUGGCAGUCGCUCCAAAGAACAAUGCAUCACAAAAUUCUUACAGCUACCGAUCAACGAUGAGUUUCUCACGGCUCAGUUAUCAAAAAAGGAAUUGGAAGAAUUACCUUUUGGAGACUUACCUAACCCCGUUAUGACAACAAUUGCUUUCUUAUCGGGUCAUAUUAAUCCGGGCGUAGGCGCUGCUGCUGCAAAGACUGCCCUGAAAGAGUUAAUGAAAUCUGGGGAAGGACAUACGGAAGCUAUUCCAAUAAUUAAAAAUGAAGAAUCAGUGGAUGUAGAUAUGGAUGCGGACAUGGAUAUUGUUGAGGUAGAAGAAGAGAAUGAUAAGACGGGAAUCUUCUCAAAAGAAUUAAUGAAGAAGGCUACCACUUCUGCAUUAAAAACUGCGGUUGAAAAUGCUCGCAAACUUGCAAGCUAUGAAGAUGAAGAAAUCCAACAUUGGACUAGAUUAGCUGUCAAAACAAUGGUUGAUAAGCUAUCGUUUAAAGUACAGCAAUAUGAUGAAUUAGAAGCAUCACUAGAAAACGAACUCACAGAGUUAGAGAAACAACAAGACUUAUUAGCAACUUCAAUUGAAGCCAUCAGUACGCAGCAUUUUCCUUUGCAUGGUUCUGGAGAAUCAAACUCAAUACAACCACAAACGACAGAAGUUACAAACGAUACACCUGGGUCGAUUAGUACAUCCACUACUCUCUCAUAG